This is a messenger RNA of Cyclopterus lumpus (lumpfish), 3135 nucleotides long. It is a transcript of the gene shmt2, whose product is annotated as serine hydroxymethyltransferase 2 (mitochondrial). The coding region runs from base 245 to 1591 and encodes 448 amino acids. Gene Ontology annotation, biological process: regulation of oxidative phosphorylation; folic acid metabolic process; protein homotetramerization. The record is from RefSeq and is a predicted model, not a curated record. Lineage: Eukaryota; Metazoa; Chordata; Actinopteri; Perciformes; Cyclopteridae. Gene Ontology annotation, cellular component: mitochondrial inner membrane; nucleus; cytosol. Gene Ontology annotation, molecular function: mRNA regulatory element binding translation repressor activity; serine binding; cobalt ion binding. The transcript is spliced from 12 exons.
GCAACAGCGACUGCUCGGUUUCAUCAUGCGGUUCAACUGCAAGAAGAAAACACGCCACGCGUCUUUGUAUCACCAACCAGGCGCGAUGUGACGACCUCUUUGGGGUUAUUUAGAGACGCCACUGUGCCAGCGAGCCCCGGUUCGUCUCAGUGUACGCGGUCAGCAGUCCCACGCCGCCACCCGUGCAGUGGAUGAAGAUCGUCCGUGGACAGGCCAGGAAAGCCUGGCUGAGGACGACCCCGAGAUGUGGGAUCUGCUGCUAAAGGAGAAGGACAGGCAGUGCCGCGGAUUGGAGCUCAUUGCGUCUGAGAAUUUCUGCAGUCGAGCAGCUCUGGAAGCUCAGGGCUCCUGUCUGAACAACAAAUACUCUGAAGGCUACCCAGGGAGAAGAUACUAUGGUGGAGCAGAAGUGGUCGAUCAAAUUGAGCUGCUGUGUCAGAAACGAGCCUUGGACUCCUUUGACCUGGACCCAGCUCUGUGGGGUGUCAACGUCCAGCCGUACUCUGGUUCUCCCGCUAACUUUGCUGUCUACACGGCCGUGCUCAAACCCCAUGACCGCAUCAUGGGCCUGGACCUGCCUGACGGAGGACAUCUGACACAUGGCUACAUGUCCGACGUGAAGAGGAUCUCUGCAACAUCAAUCUAUUUCGAGUCCAUGCCAUACAAGCUGAAUACUGCAACAGGACUCAUAGACUACGACCAGAUGGAAAUGACGGCCAAGCUGUUCAGGCCCAAGCUCAUCAUCGCUGGCACCAGUGCCUAUGCCCGCCUCAUUGACUACGCCCGCAUCAAGAAGCUGUGUACUGACAUUAAGGCCUACAUGCUUGCUGAUAUGGCCCAUAUCAGUGGCCUGGUGGCUACCAAAGCUAUCCCUUCUCCCUUUGAACAUUCUGACCUGGUCACCACUACCACACACAAGUCCCUCCGAGGAGUCAGGGCUGGCCUCAUUUUCUAUCGUAAGGGAGUUCGCUCAGUGGACAAGAAGGGGAAGGAGAUCAUGUACGACCUUGAGGACAAGGUCAACUUCUCUGUGUUCCCCUCCCUGCAGGGUGGACCACAUAAUCACGCCAUUGCUGGUGUGGCUGUGGCACUGAGACAGACACAGUCUCCCAUGUUCAAGGAGUAUAUCUCCCAGGUACUAAUGAACGCCAAGUCUAUGGCUGCAGCUCUUCUCAGCAAAGGCUACACCCUGGUAUCAGACGGGACCGACAACCACCUGGUCCUGGUUGAUCUGCGGCCUAAAGGCAUUGACGGGGCUCGGGCCGAGAGGGUGCUGGAGCUUGUGUCAAUCACCGCCAAUAAGAACACCUGCCCCGGGGACAAGAGCGCCCUGACUCCUGGUGGCCUCCGGCUCGGUGCUCCAGCCCUGACAUCCAGACAGUUCAAAGAAGCUGACUUUGUGCAGGUUGUCGAGCUCAUGGAUGAAGGCUUCAAGAUUGCCUUGGACGUCAAGAAAAAGACCGGAAAGCUCCAAGACUUCAAAAACUUCCUCCUUCAGGACCCAGAGACCGUUGCUCGCAUCGCCAACCUGCGGCAUCGCGUUGAAGCUUUUGCCAGGCCCUUUCCCAUGCCAGGCUUCCACGACCAUUAAACCAAACAAUAUAGAGUCUGUGCGGCCAUAACAGCCAGGUGGCGACAAGCUGGCUGAGUGUACAAGGCGAUGGAGAAAUGUCAUGACAGUGAAAUGCGGUUGCUGCCUGUGAAGCAGGCUGGCUCCUUUUCUUUCUUUUUUUUUUCAAUCAGAUCUAGAGAAACAACAUUUUCUUUCUUUUUUUUUAUAUAUAUAUAUACUUCUUGUAAUCCAUCAAUCCGUUAAUGUAAAAACUCGGCCUCCCGUUUGUGGUCAAGAACCUAUAAAGUAACAGUUUUUGUAGAACUGGAGAACAUAUUUUCUAUUGUAUGCGUAAAGAUCGAUCUCGGUUGUCAUCACACAAUUCCUUUAGUGUGGGUAUGAGGGAAGAAGAGAAAAUUAAACAACCAACAGCUCUGUGACUGGAUUGGUAUAUAAUUAGUUUUUUAUAAUGAGCUCUACUGAGAGGUCUUAAAGCUGUAAAGAGUCUUAAUUAAUGUCACUAAUGUUUUAAUUAUAUUCACAAGGAGAUGUGUGCAUGAUGGCUUUCUUUUCUGUUCAUCAAACCAGGUACACAAGGAGACUUUGAGGUGAACGGGUGGUCAACCGUACAACGUUAUGCUGGCUUUUAGAUUUAUGUGGGGCACAUUUUUUGAAGAUCAGAAAUGAACCCUAAAUGUUGUCAAACAUUAUUUAUCAAAGUUAGACCUUUUUAACUUUAAAGUUUUGUGUAUCUUGUCUCUAAAAGUCAGAUUACACAGGAGGUGGCCGAAAUCAUUUCAACAUCUUACAUUCUAAAAACCCAAUAAAGCAACACUACAAAAUGUAUUUAUGUUUACAGUUUUUUUUUUUUCUUUCUUUUUAAUCAAAUCAAAUAUAUACUCUUUCUUAUUGGCGCUAUUGCAAUGUCUUUUUUUGUUCCAGCAGAUCAGUGAUGUUAGAUUUGAAUUGCUAAAUAUUUUGUUAUGAUGGAUGAUUAACCAAAUGGAAUAAUAACAGAAAAUGUCAUUGUAGAUUAUUUUAUACGUUUACAAAGUAUCUAUACUUUUCUAUGUAUUGUUUAAUAAGAACUAACCCUGUAACAGCCAUCAUUUUGCAUAUAUCUUGAGGUUUCCAAUACCAGCUGGUUUGUUGUACUAGAAGAAAGAGUAUUUAUAGUGCAGUCUGUCUAAUAUUUCACAAUGGUGGAAAUUGUGAAGCAGUAUCUGGCUCCCAGAAGGGAAGUGUUGUCGUUAUCACUGCAUCAGUGAGAACUGUUUGAACUGUUCGUACAGCACAAUCGAGAAAAGAGCGUUAAAAUUGGUGUUUACUUUCUUACUUUGCACAAAACACUUCUAAAGUGAACCAAAUCAUAUGAAUUAUCCACAUCACACGUUUUUGACAGCAAAACUAUACCAAUAAGUAUUUUACUACUUUGCUCAUAAAUCUUUUUGCCUUUUUAUAAUCUCUGAUAUGUUGCGGGCCUUUUUACUGUACACAGUUUGAGCUAACUUUCUUUUACAGAACAUUUUAUUAACUUUUAAGUGGUAUAAACCGAGUCCUAAUAAAAUUCCAUAAUGCAUCAA